UUAUGAAGUUUUGGAUUCCACAAAACUCUCCUGUUUUUUUUGUUUCCACCUACAAAAACCUGUAUAAACGUUAUCUUUUCCCUAGAUUUGUCAUCCGCUCUGCUUCAAGAUCCACCUCCGACUGCGCCAAAAUCGCGAAGUAGAGUGGCCCAAUCAGAUAACAAAACCGAAAAUUCAAGGGGGUGGAAUUGAUUACCUGCUUCUAUAGGCACCACCAGUCUUGUUUCUGCACACAGAAAGAAUUGCAUGGAUCGAGUUAUUCAAUCUAGAUUUGCACAAAUGAAUUUGUGUACUCCAGUUGGAGGCAGUUUAGGACAAAUCAAUAAGCAGCUCACCCUUCAGUCUUCUAGGUUGUGGCAAGACCAGGGAAAUAAGACAAAUAGAAGGGGUAUCACUCAUUUUUCUUCUUUGCAUAGAGAACCAAAACUGUUCUCUUGUCAAGCCUGGUGUUCGGGUUUUCUAAAACAGGAUUAUAAAAGUCAGUUUCUCCAAUUUCAAACAAGGUACUCAGCAGAGAAUUUUGCUGGAAGUGUUGAGGCCUUUGAGAAUGCAGAACCCCUUUCAAAGAAUAUUACUGGCAAAGAUUCUUUGCAAAAAGAGCGCAUUGUCAAUUCGUCUUCUUUGCUGGUUGAAGAUGUCCAAAAGCAUAGGAAUAAUCUGGUGACCUGCAUUGGAGCCGUGAUUCUACUCUCAGCAUUGACUUUAAUCUCAAUACGUCCUGCUUUUGCAAUAUCAGGAGUCAUUCAUACCAAUGCUGGUGCAAAAGGAGGAGCAUCUGCUGCUGUUGCAGUUGGAGAGAAGGCAGCUAGCUCCUUUCUACGAUCGGAGCUGCUUGGUAGUGCUUGGACUGGACUCGUUGCUGGCUGUUUGCACACUUUAACUGGACCUGAUCACCUUGCUGCUCUAGCUCCCCUUUCAAUUGGUCGCACAAGAAUGGAAAGUGCUGCAGUGGGAGCUUUGUGGGGUUGUGGUCAUGAUGCUGGACAACUCAUUUUUGGUAUCCUCUUUCUGAUAUUGAAAGAUAAAUUGCAGAUUGAGCUUCUUCGCUCAUGGGGAGCUCGAGUUGUGGGCAUCACAUUACUCAUUAUUGGAGGUAUGGGCAUUAAAGAGGCCUCAGAAGUACCUGAAGCUUGUGUGGCUCUAGAGAGUGGUCAUCAUCAAGCAAAUCUGUUGAAGCCUAUCCCUGCUCUUGAAAGUGGCAAAAAAAAUAUCAGAUUUGCAACCUUUGCAACAGGAAUAGUGCAUGGCUUGCAGCCAGAUGCACUUCUUAUGGUUUUACCUGCCCUUGCACUACCUUCUCGUUUGGCAGGAGGAGCUUUUCUCUUAAUGUUUUUGGUCGGAACUGUCAUGGCAAUGGGUGGUUACACUGCGUUUAUCGGGUCUUGUAGUGAUGCACUGAAAACAAAGAUUCCAAGGAUAACAGAGGGACUUUCAUGGGGUUCUUCACUUAUUGCAAUUGCUCUUGGUGGAGCAAUUCUCUUGAGUGAGGUUUUUGGAAUCAAUCUUUUUUAGUAUUUGAUUCAAACACGUUCCUUAAUCCCGUGGUUACUCAUAUAGCAUCUAAGCUAUAUUUUCUUUUCUUUCUCAAGUUUUUGUUGUAUUUUUUCGAGUAAAAUCGGCAAUUAAUACAUAUUUUCAAAUUUUUAAACUA
Messenger RNA from Cryptomeria japonica (Japanese cedar), 1651 nucleotides. RefSeq names its product chloroplast protein FOR GROWTH AND FERTILITY 2. Bases 247 to 1512 code for a protein of 421 amino acids. The record is from RefSeq and is a predicted model, not a curated record. The transcript has 3 exons. Lineage: Eukaryota; Viridiplantae; Streptophyta; Pinopsida; Cupressales; Cupressaceae.